UGAGUGACUUUUUGCAGAAGCUUUGCCACAUCUUGUAGGGCUUGGCUGGCAUGAAGCACUGAAGGACAGGUGCCUCACAGGAGCAUCAGACUGAAAUCCUGCCCCAGAUCCCUUGUUUUUUGCAGGCUAGGAGGCUGCAACGCAGUCACACCCUCCUCUUUAUACAGGAAAAGCAGGAAAGGACAGUGGCUUUUCUAAGCACCUCUACAGCAUGGAAAGACCCUGUAAUAUGGGUCACGGGGGCCCACGCUGGAUUUCACCGAAGCGUAUUUGGCUUCCCAAGGACCAAAAGUGACCUUGAUGAGGGGAAAAGUAAAACCUCCCUUUGGGUCUCUGAACAUAUGGAACUACUCAAUGGGGAUUCUCAGCUCAUCUAAAAUUAGUACUAUAUUUUCACUGUAACUGUAACUUGCAAGGAUGGCUCAAAUACGAAACUUCACUUGGGCAGUGGAAGAUAUUUUCAAGGAAACUUUUCUCACUUACAUGAAUGGCUGGAGGAAAAACAUGACGGAAGCAGCAGAUAAAUUGCAAGCCACGGUUGAAGCUGAAAACUUUGACUAUGUUAUCCUUUAUUUGAUGGUGAUGAUUGGGAUGUUCUCCUUCAUUAUAGUGGCAAUCUUGGUGAGUACUGUGAAAUCAAAGAGGCGAGAGCACUCUCAUGACCCCUAUCAUCAGUACAUCGUUGAGGACUGGGGCAAGAAGUAUAAAAACCAGGUUCUGAAUCGAGAAGACCUGAAGUGUAUGAUCCAUGAAAACUUCGGUGCAAGGGACAAAACAAGCCCUGAAUCACCUUGACCUUUUGGAAACACCAUCAGUGAGGAAAACAUAAAGCCAGGAACUCACUGGAAUUACAAAUAGAUGUGAAAGUGUUCUUUCAUUACAUUAACAGACAGGUCAAUGUGGAACAGAUUGCUGAGGAAAUCAACAUUACUGUUUCCCAAGAGGACUUUGGAAUAGCUGGUUGGGGAAAA
Apus apus (common swift) is the source of this 971-nucleotide messenger RNA. It is a transcript of the gene KCNE2, whose product is annotated as potassium voltage-gated channel subfamily E regulatory subunit 2. Gene Ontology annotation, molecular function: voltage-gated potassium channel activity involved in ventricular cardiac muscle cell action potential repolarization; delayed rectifier potassium channel activity; potassium channel regulator activity. The coding region runs from base 418 to 795 and encodes 125 amino acids. Gene Ontology annotation, cellular component: membrane. NCBI's taxonomy places the organism in Eukaryota, Metazoa, Chordata, Aves, Apodiformes, Apodidae. Gene Ontology annotation, biological process: regulation of ventricular cardiac muscle cell membrane repolarization; ventricular cardiac muscle cell action potential; membrane repolarization during action potential. The transcript is spliced from 2 exons. The record is from RefSeq and is a predicted model, not a curated record.